This is a messenger RNA of Pseudoliparis swirei, 3860 nucleotides long. RefSeq names its product lysosomal-associated membrane protein 2 (gene lamp2). The record is from RefSeq and is a predicted model, not a curated record. Lineage: Eukaryota; Metazoa; Chordata; Actinopteri; Perciformes; Liparidae. The transcript has 9 exons. Gene Ontology annotation, cellular component: membrane. The coding region runs from base 94 to 1326 and encodes 410 amino acids.
UGAGCUCCGGACUAAACACCGCUGACUGAGCGCUACGAUCGGGUUAUUCAUCGUCUCUCCUGUGGCUGACACUCCAAAACACAUCCAGCGACCAUGUAUCGAUAUGCUUCAGUUGUUUGUUGCCUCUGCUUUGCAAUCGCGUUCCAGCUGUCACACGGCACUUCGGUGACUGUCAAAGACAAAGACAACAAUACAUGCCUCUUUGCCAAUCUGAUGAUCAACUUCACAGUCUCUUAUGAAGUGGCUGGCAAUGAGAGUGCAACAGUGACUUUUGGACUUCCUGAUGAUGUCACAACAAAUGGAAGUACUUGUGAUAACACAAGCUCAACGUUGAAGCUCAAUUUUGGUAAAGGAUUCUCCUGGAGCGUGAACUUUACCACCAAUGGAAAGCUGUACAAGGCUGACACCAUCACCUUUACCUACAACCUCAAUGACACAACUGUCUUCCCUAAUUCUGUAGUUAAUGACACUGCAACUGUUACUGCGAAGCCUCAAAUCCCGGACAUAGACAUCGACACCUGCUACUCAUGCAAUAGUAAAGAGACGCUAGAGGCUGACGUAGUCAAUCAGACGCUGUGGAAAGUGCUCAUACAGGCUUUUGUCAGUAACGACAGCAUAAGUGAAAACAUUACUUCUUGUGCUGCUGACCUACCCAACACGACCACAGUUGCCCCUAUCACUAAUGCCACCACUUCUACCCCUGUAACAAACUCUUCCACUGCCCCUCCUCCGACCACCACCCCCACCCUGCCCACACCCACAGCCGGGAAGUACAGCAUCAAGCCUGAUGAAAACAGCACAGCCUGUCUGAUAGCCAACUUUGGCCUGCGGAUCAAUGUCAAGAAAAUAGAGAUGAACUUUGAGCCCAACGGGACAACAGUCUCUGGCUCAUGCGGAGUCAACAGCAGUCAGCUGGUGUUGACGUCCAGCUCAAUGACGAUCACACUCACUUUCGCCAAUGACACAAAGAAAUUCCACCUACAUGCUCUGAACAUCACCGGAAAGACAAGCUCUGGUGUGGAGUUUUCUGAAGUGAACACCAACCUGAGUCUGUGGGAGGCGGCUGUCGGCAGCUCCUACAUGUGCAACAAGGAGCAGAACUACACCAUCACCAGCCAGCUCACCCUCUACACCUUCGACCUUCAAGUACAACCUUUUGGAGUCAAGAAGGGUGUUUUCAGUACAGCCCAUGAAUGUUCACUGGAUGACACCAGCAUCUUAAUCCCAAUCAUUGUUGGCGCUGCUCUGGCUGGCUUGAUUCUCAUUGUAGUGAUCGCUUACGUGAUUGGUCGAAGAAAGACUUAUGUUGGAUAUCAGACCCUUUAAAUCCAGUUUUCUAUCAAUAUCAUGGGGUUUCCAAGCCUGGUCCUUGGGUUUCAUGUGCAAUUGUUUAAUUGGCAAAUAACUUGAAAAACAUCAAGAGCCAAAAUCUAAACUAAAGUCUCUGGGAAAAAAUACAUUAUUGAAUUUACUGGUCAUUAUGAGACAUGAAAUGCUCAAGUAGCAUUUUUGUAUUGCAAUUUCCUCAAGAGUUUGUAAUGAUACUACAAUAAGGAGUAAACCCCUAUGUAAAGAUGGAGGUUUGGUGUUUUUGUCAAGGACCAAACUUGUCUACCCCAAUGUUUCUUUUUUUUUUUGUUGAUGAGCAAGUGCAACAUCCACAAACCUCUUUUUUUCAUUUCAGUAAUCAUUAUCGCAUGAAAGGUGACUUUCAAUACAAUAUGUAUAGUUUAUUCACAUGUACAGUACACUUCUACAUGGACAAAAUCCACUUUCAUUCUUAACAGGAGAUGUGAUUCAAUUUAAAUCGGUUGCGGUAGGAUCCUGCACUUGCUCUGCAGACAUAACCCUUUUUGUUUCCACUUGUCACUGUUUAAUCUUUGUGCACAUUUUAAUUUUAAUUUUCAGUAUUUUUUGACUGUUCAUCCACAUAAUUAUUUACGUUAUAAAAGAACAAUAAUAAUCAGGAGCCUUAAAGCUUUCUUUCUUCCUUGGGGACAAGUCACAAGGAUGAAAGUAAUGCUUUUAGCCCAUGUUUUCCCCUGUAGAGCAGGAGAAACAUUGGAAUCAUCAUGUGGCUCAAAUCCUAUUUACAAAGUGACAUCAACGUGUUUGUUGUUGAAACAUAAAUAGAUCGUUUCUUCUGGUUGACGUUUCGGUAUCCAGCAGUAGGUCCAGGUGGAACGAAGGACAUUAAUGAGGUCUCAUUUACAUUAAGGUGUACCGUUACAUCGUUACUGUCAUUAAUCACACCUGUGCCUUUCCUGCUGUACAAUGUGAAAAUGUCUGCUAUUUUGAAAAGGUCUCUUAAAUAUGCACACGCAGAGAAUAAAUCUGACCAGAAACAUCAACUGUCCUUUUCUCACAACCAGUUUUGGCAUUAGGUUUAGAAAAGGGAGAGUUUGGUUAAGUAGAUAUUCCUUUCUCAUGAGGAUAUUUACAUAAAAAUGCACUUAGGCGCUCGUUAAAUGUCUGCAUUAUGUUGAGACUGUCUCACGUGUGUGUGUGUGGGCUUGGCCUGAGCUGUAGAGGACAGCAGCUGGACCAGGCGGCGUUAAAACCCCUGGCAAUGUUGUAUGAACAAGAAACUAUAGAAAAAUGUCCGAAAGUAUUAGUUCAAGAUAGAGUUUAAUACAAUAGUUUGACAUUUUGGCUCCAAUUAUUUGCUUUCUUGCUGAGAGUUUGAUCUGAAUAUUCAGUUCGAUAUGAAUCUUCAGCCCUGAGACAGUUGAGCUUCGCACAAAGACUAGAAACGCUGGGACAAGCCGGCUCUGUCCCCACCAAACGUCUUUACCACUCCCGCCAUCGCUCACUUGGCAUGUUCCAUCAUGUUUGUUUGAGCGUUAUUGAUGUUCUCUUCUCGCUCUCAGAAAUAAAGCACAAAAAGCACUCCUUUUUAAAGCUCAUCUUGUGUGUUUUGAUCCAUGUUUGUUCAACAGUGCUGGCAAAGAUCAAACAACCCCAAACCCGUCAUGAGAUUUUCGUUACAAAAAUUGCUGAAAAGCACAAAAAAACAAUCAUUUAUGUAUAAAAGACAAAACUGUUUUCAUGAAGUAAGAAGCUGAAAGCAGGUUUUUACGGGAGCUUUUAAGUCAGGGAAAUAGUGUAGGUUAGAGUGACGCAGUAUCAGGGAUGGAGUCGAGCCCCCGAAUAUGUAUUUCUGUAUUGAUAGAAACAAAUAUUGCACACAGUAGGUACUGUGUAUUGUUGCUUAAUUGUUGUGUACUAUUAUCCUUAUUACUUUUCAAGACUGGAGACAAGCAGGCAGCCAACUACAUUGAAUAUGAAUGGAGAUAGUUGCAUUUUUAAUUAAGUUGCUAACAGAAUUCGCUUUCCCAGGAUAUUUUGCAUGUGUUGAUAAAUAGUUCAAAUAUGAGCUUUAUUUUUUGCUUAUAAUUGUGUCGUUCUUGUAUAUUUCAGCUUUGUACAAUCUCAGUUGCCUUAAUUCUAAAGAUGGGUUUUGCAGCACUGAUAUAGAUGUUUGUUUUUCUCAACCUUAAUCUCCUUUGUUCUCAAUAAAUCAUUUGAACAGGUUUAUCAUCAUGACGGCUGUGCCUUGCUUAAUGAUACAUUUCUCUUUUGGUCAUUCAAUAACUCGCUCCUACGCGUCAGAAACCUUUUUGGUUGGUUUCCCUUCACUGUUUGAGAACAUCGCUCACACAAUUCAUCUAAAGGGAAUGUGUGCUGCGAGGCCAUCUUGAUAAAGAUAAAUGAACCCGAGUGUUUUGGGAAUAGAGAGGAUUUUGUCUCCAUUCACCUACGCUAUUUUCUAUAAUACGUUUGAUUUGAAAUUGUCUGGCAGACUGGAGCUUUUUAGUCUUUUAAGAUUGAUGGAAAUAAAAAUGUGUUUCUGCCCUGGA